AAACAUGUGUAAUUAAUAUAGAUUUAAUUACAUUUUAUUCAUUUGUUUCAAUCUGUGUGAAAUAUCAAAAUGACAUUUACUUAGAAACAAAAGAAGUAUAUGUCUAACUUUCAUCCAUUUCGUAAAUAGCAAAUACAUCAGAAUUCCAGUUUCACUCUCUCGCUUUUCCUUCAAUACACAUUUUUUUCGCGCACAGCCGUGGGCAUUUCUAACGGGAAGGACUUAAAUUAUACCUCUUCAUAUUAGUCAACUCUCCCAAUCCUAUAGCUGUCAUCCAUAUUUUGUAUAAUUCUCAAACAGCAUUAACGAUGGGACGAAGAUGAGUGUCUAACCACUAGUAUUAUAUUAUUAAAAAAAAAAGAGACGAAACAAAAGUAUCUUAAAACCGAUUUUCCUACGACCUGUUAGAAAUUCAAUUGUUUACAUGUAAUUUUUUUCAUUGUUUUUUUUGUUUUAAUUAAGCUAUAAUUAUCUAAUAAAGAUGAAAUUUUUUAGCUUAGAUAUCCAAGUUCUUUCUCUAUCCGUUAAUGGUGCUCUAAGAUACUAGAUCAUUUCUUUGUAGACUAGUAUAAUAAUGAUUAAGACAAAAACGACACACGGGAGAAAUGAUAUACUUGUAUUUGUGUAUGUGUGUACACUAUAUAGACUCUACAUUAAACAAUCUAUACAAUAUAGUAAUAAACAUAUAAUGUACACAGCACAAAUAAUUGAGAACUUAACGUUAAUUAUUUAGUUUUCUUUGUGUAUAUAAAUAAUAGUAAUAAUAAUUUGCUUCCUUGGAAACAUGAGCGAGUAAGCAUCUGCUUACCAUCUGCAACCUUUACGCGUUUAAUUAAAGCCACAGGUGCACUAUCCAACCAAUACAGGAUAAUUUAAGCCACAGAUGAACUGAAACCAUAACCAGCGAAUCUAUAAAAGAACACAACUAUAUAUGCGGGUAUUGCCGGCGUUCCUCAGCCGCACUCAGCUCACAGCUUUGAUUAAAUACAUGAUUUGAAAAUGUAAAUUUAGAAUUAUAGAGAUAUAUAUAAAGAAAACAAUAACAACAUUACUAGUAGAGAUUCUUUAAAACACAAACAAAAAAAAAGGUAAGAGGGAGCGUGUUUUCCGGUGGAAAAGACCGAAGAGUGGAAAAGACGUGGCAACAUAGGCACCGCUGGAUCGUGAACACUUGAUGAUCAACGGUAUAGAUAUAUUUUGGGCGAUGAGCGUUUGUGGAAAACAAACAAAAAAAGAAGAGAGAGAGAGAAUAAGAAGAGGGGAAAGAGUCAGAGAGGAGCAUUAAGGACAUGGCGGCGUUGCAGAGCGCGAGACAGAAGAGAAACAAAACUCUCUGAUCGCUCGAAUCUCUCUUAAAUACUCUCUAUACCGACAAUCCAACUUUCACAGUUCCAAAAGCUUUAUUCGAUUUCUAAAACAAACCAGAUAACAUAAUAUCAUCUUCCUCACCAAUUGAUCGUUUCUUCUUGUGGAAAGAUUAGAAGACAUGUGGGAGUGUUGAUUAAGUGGAAAAAGAAAAGCCCUUGAAAUUUGGUAAUAUAUGGCUGGUUGUGUCCGACUAUGGCAGGCUUUUUCUCGCUAGGCAACGGCACAGGAGUAGAUGGAGGAGGAAGCCGCCAAGACGCCACUACUACUAAUACAAAUAAUAAUUCUUCUCCAUCCGGAAACGAAUCUUGGCUCUGGUGCAGAAACCCUAACUCAAACGCAAACGCUGGGUGUGGUGAUAUCGCUCCUUCUUACAAAGGAACACUUGAGUUAUGGCAACACUCAAACAAUCAACAAAUCAUUUUCCAGCAGCAGCAGCAACAAAGGCUGAAUCUCUACACUUCCGCUGCUGGUUUAGGCGUUGGUCCAAGCAACCGGAGCUUAAUUGAAGCUUCCGGCGGUGAAGCCUCCGGUUUAACGAUGAUGAGAAGUGGUGGCGGCGGCGGCGGACCCAGCUGCCAGGACUGUGGGAACCAAGCUAAGAAAGAUUGCGCUCACAUGAGGUGCAGGACUUGCUGCAAGAGCCGAGGCCUUGAGUGUCCCACUCACGUGAAAAGCACGUGGGUUCCUGCCGCCAAACGCCGGGAACGCCAACAGCAGCUUGCCUCCUCUCAGCAUCCGCAAGGUGAGAACGUUCCUAAACGGCCGAGAGAGCAUUUCCCAGUCCCAGCAAAAUCUACUUCCCUUGUGUGCACUCAUAACACCUUAGGGCUACAGGUUGGAAAUUUUCCACCGGAAAUUAGCUCAUCUGCAACUUUCCAGUGUGUGCGUGUGAGUUCGGUUGAUGAGGGAGAAGAUGAAUAUGCAUACAAAACAGCUGUGAGUAUAGGCGGUCACGUAUUCAAAGGUAUUCUCUACGACCAAGGUCCGGCCGAGAGAAGCUCCUCGGACGGUGGAUCUCAGCCGUUGAAUCUCAUAACCGCAGGGCCAUCGGCCUCCUCGUCAAGCGCAAAGGUGAGCUGCAACAAUGGAGUCGUUGGCUCCACUUCAGAUCAUUACAUUGAUCCUGCCUCACUUAAUUAUCCUACCUCCAACAACAGUUUCAUCACUGGUACACACUUCUUCUCCAACCCUAGAUCUUGACAGAUCAUAGCCAUUUAAUUCUUACAGUACAACUAGGGUUUGUAGAACGGAGGAAGAGGAGUUUAUAACGUUAAUCAGUGUUUUAAAGAUUAAUCUCCAAAUCCUGAGAAUGUUUAUAUUCUAUAUUUAAAUCGUUACCUGUCUUUUAAUAUUAUGUACAAUUUCUGUUAAAAAAAGUUAAGUUCUCUAUUACCUGCCUACAAAAUUUAAUUAUAAGUUCAUAGUGUUUUUAUCUGGAAGUACCUUGUAUUAUUGUAUUAUUGGAGUAUAUAAUCCAGUCCAGUUUUCAAAUAUCAAAAAAGUCAACGAGUCUGUAUCUGUGGAAGCUCACAUCAACAGCUUUCCAGCUGGCUGUUUUCAACUCUGAUCGCUAAUCUCAGGCUUGUUCUUUUCAAUUUUCAACUCAAGACUUUUUUGGACGUCGAAUUUAAAAUUUUAAGAAGUUUGUCAGUUAAUUACAGAUGUGAUUUGCUCUGUAAAAUCAAUUAAUGUUGAAAUAUACUUGUAUAUUGGAA
Messenger RNA from Brassica rapa (field mustard), 3083 nucleotides. Its product is annotated as protein SHORT INTERNODES. Gene Ontology annotation, cellular component: nucleus. Lineage: Eukaryota; Viridiplantae; Streptophyta; Magnoliopsida; Brassicales; Brassicaceae. Gene Ontology annotation, biological process: positive regulation of DNA-templated transcription. Gene Ontology annotation, molecular function: DNA binding; DNA-binding transcription factor activity. The record is from RefSeq and is a predicted model, not a curated record.